Molecule: messenger RNA, 687 nt
Organism: Danaus chrysippus (African queen)
Lineage: Eukaryota; Metazoa; Arthropoda; Insecta; Lepidoptera; Nymphalidae
Source: the annotation of a GenBank genome assembly
AUGAAUUACCUAAAUAAAAAUUUUGGCUUCUCUAAUAUUGCUGCUGAGGCCUUAGCUUCAUCAAAUACUUCACGUCUACCUACUGUUAAUCCAAACGAGAAUAUCCAGCAAUUAAAUAUAAGCCCCAUAGUAGACAUUUCGAAUAAAUUACUAACAAAUAACUUACAACAGCCAACAAAUCCAUCAAGACGUCAAUCAUUCCAACAGAUACAAAGAAAUAAUUUAUAUCCAAAUGCUGUUUUUACAACAACCAGUGUAAUAAAUAGUGAUGUACAAUAUGAAUCAGAGCCAGCGACACUUGAUAUUAUAAAUGAUCAAAAUACACCACAAACAAACGGUUUAAAUUAUGUUGCUCAAGAAAACUAUAACUACGGAACACCACCAUCGAAGAGGAUAAAACCAAAUCAUAGCUAUAACAUAGAAGAACACAGUACAGAUAUCAAUCAAACGUCGAAAGAUCCAUUAAGGUCAUCUAUAUCAAGAGACAGUGGAUGCGGUAGUCCACCGACCAUAAAUUUUGCAGAAAAUGAAAUGAAUCCUAUAUUAAAUCCUGAGGAGGUGACUCCAAUUAUAUCACAUGUAACGUCGACAAACCCAAAGGCCAUAAAUAUACAGAGUGGCAAUUGUGUAGUCUGUCAAAGGCUUCGGGAUUGGAGUUUUCACCAGGUGAUCUGUAAAAAUAAAUGA